GGGAGAAAGAUGGCGCCCACACACGUACUGAGAUGCUGUCAACGGGGCUUAGCAUGGAUACCUGUGAUUUUUAUCGCCCUGGUCGUAUGCUGGUCGUACUACGCGUACGUGGUGGAGCUUUGUGUCUUCACCAUCCUGAGUAUAGGAGAGCAGAUUGUCUACCUGAUCUUCUUUCACCUCUUUUUCGUCAUGUUUGUCUGGUCUUACUGGAAGACCAUCUUCACUAAGCCUGCCAACCCUUCCAAAGAGUUUUGCCUGCCCAAGGCUGAGAAGGAGUGUUAUGAGAAAGAAGAAAGGCCCGAAACUCAGCAGGAGAUCCUGUGGAGAGUUGCCACCAGUCUGCCUCUGUAUACGCGCACAGGUGCCGGAGCAAUCCGUUACUGUGACCGUUGUCAAGUUAUCAAGCCAGACAGAUGUCAUCACUGCUCCGCGUGUGACAUGUGCGUGUUAAAGAUGGACCACCAUUGUCCUUGGGUCAACAACUGUGUGGGAUUCUCCAACUACAAGUUCUUCAUCCUCUUCCUGGCCUACUCACUGGUGUACUGUUUGUUCAUUGCAGCCACCGUGCUUCAGUAUUUCAUAAAGUUCUGGACACUUUGUCGGAGGAAAUCGGCAGAGAACUGUCCAAAGAACGAGCUGCCAGACACGCACGCCAAAUUCCAUGUCUUGUUUCUUUUUUUUGUGGCGGCCAUGUUCUGCAUCAGUAUUCUGUCCCUCUUCAGCUACCAUCUGUGGCUUGUUGGGAAGAACAGGUCCACUAUAGAGGCCUUCAGAGCUCCAGUCUUCAGGACAGGCUCUGAUAAGAACGGCUUCUCUCUGGGUUUCCGGAAGAACAUUGCACAAGUCUUUGGAGACCAGAAGAAGUACUGGCUGCUACCUGUUUUCACCAGCCAAGGAGAUGGUCUGACAUACCCCACGCGGCUUGUUAGUGCUGAUCCAGAGCAGGCCUCAGUGACCCUGCAACCAGAGCCCAAUAAAAGUGCUGCAGACGUCGUAGUGAGUCCACUCAACGACUCACAGAAUCGCCUCCUCAGUAACAACCUGCAUGACAACAACGUCAGAGACCAUCUGGGUAACAACAUGGUCAAAUCAGAUGAAAGUGAAACCAUUACAAUUUCCAUGGAGAGCGAGUCCUAACCAGGAGAAUAUCCUCAAUCAUCUGAAACGAUGCCUUAAGCAACUCAGCAGUUUAGUUUGUCACCAUGACGACAGUCUCCCAGUGCAGCCUCGUUCUCACAGACUCACACAGUGCAACGGUAGUAAUGCAUACAUUUUGGCCAUCACAAAACAGUCAUGCAUUGGCAUUUUUUUUUUCCGUAUGCGGUGUCAUAAGCGAAUCUUCCCUCUAACACCAACACACAUGCAUACAUGCAAAAUGACGCACACUCAGCUGUUUCCAUGUGUUUUUUUUUUUGUUUUUUUUCUUACAGCUGAAGCAUUUAUUUAGAAAAGUUAAGUAUCCCGGAGGAAACAAGUGCUACUUUUGGUAUUAUGAUGAAAAAAACUUUUUUUGUGCCAAAAGUGUCUCAGAUGCACCAAAACUCAUAUUUAAAGGCACAAAACUGCAGUGAAGAGUGAUGGACAAGCUGGAGCAGUGUGUUUGCUUUGAAUGGUUUUCUUUCAUGUUUGUUUGUUUUUUUAAAUAGCAGUACAUCAUUUGGCGAUGGAUUCAUUUUUGUCUUCUUCCUUUUUUUUUUAAUUUUAAGCUGAAAAAUUUCAGAGCCUUUAUAAUGGUCUGCACUUUUUUGAGAUGGAUGCUCCUCCACUAAAACCUGGACUGUGUGUCACAGUGGACUCUGCUGCGUAUGAACCAGUGCACAACCGGGGUAGACCGUAUAGCUGGGUUUGGAUGGUUUGUUGGACAUCAGAGCGCAAGACGGCGCAUUUGCACUUUGUAGAUUAUCAGUAUCCAUCAAACACAAGUACUGCUUCUUUCUUUUUCUUUUUUUAAUUCAUGUCCAAAAAGCAUCCCAGGUAAAACAGAUGACUGAUCAUGUGAUUUAUGGCAUUAUGUGUGUGUGUGUAACUGUGUAAGUGUCCGUCUUCACUUCUUUACAGAAACUAAAAGAAUCCGCUGUACGCGUUUUCGGUGGCCACCUUGUGACAACAUGCUGCUUGUGUACGGACAAUAUAACCUGGGAGGUACAUUUCAUGACAGUGCAAUGCGCUCAACACCUUCACUUCACCUCUUCUCAUAGUUAACUACGUCAUCAGAUGCUUAGCCCAUAAUAUCUACAUCUCUUGAACUCAGAGCUUCAACCUUUACUAAGACACCAACACUCGUUGCCAAAUAAGGGCUGACCUGUCAGGACCUCUGACCCUUGAAGUGUUUACAGCAUCCGAGCUUUAUCUAAUCCACACUGGCCGAUGUCAUCAAAAACCAAAUUCUAUUUACCAGUAUUUGUAGCACAUUAUUUUUCUCAAACGUUUCAUCUGUCCUGCCUGUCCUGUGGCUUGUGUCAUGAUGUCCUUGCAAUACCAGUGCUGGCCGGCAGAUGGCGACAACUCUGUUAUUCACCCUCAUUUAGAUGGAAGUGUUAUGUGUUCUCUCAACGUCUGAUUCCGGGCUCAAUUCACUUUCAGUCUCAAUUGCUGGUGCAGUUUCCCUGAAUGCGAAGUGUUUUCAUCACGUGUUAUUUGUCAAUUUCCUGUGAUAAAUUUGUCUAUAUUUUUAUUUAAAAAUGAAAGUGAAUUGAACCCACUUGAUCUGCUGUAGGAGGUUUAAAUGAGAUUUAACAGUGAAUUGUUUUGUGUCAGUGUUGGACGUCCGCGAUGUAAACUCAGCCAAAUUUGUCAAGGUAUCAGAAAGAUAAUUGGGCUGUAUUUCACAUUUCACCGUGCGUUAAUAUCCGUGAACAAAUGGACAUUUUCUCAACCAACCAAAUCGAAUGAGCUACAGCCAUUACCAAGGAAUUUAUGUCAUUUAUAUGCAACUUUUCAGAAAGUCACAUUGCAGUGAAUAUAUGUUAUUGUGUGUGUGUGUGUGGGUGUCAUCACGUCCCUGUCCGUCGCUGGAGGAGCGUCCCUCUAACUAGACCCAAUCUGUCACUCUGGUGAAGUUUACAACUGUUUCUAUGAUAUAGAGUGAGUUUGUGGUGUUGUACAGUGUAUUUCUUAGUAAUUGUUAUCGUUAAUAGUGCUGAUCGUACCACAGACGGGACAACGGUGAUGGUAGUGUUUAAAGAACAGCCCAUCUCUUUGGACUUUUAUGUUUACAUUUUAUUCCUCCAAUCGUGUUUGACCUCUUGAGCCCAAGUGUAUUGAUAACUACUCUUCACAAACGUGAUUGGAGGAUAUUUGUUCACGUGUGCAACAACACGGUCUAGUACACGCUGUGGUUCGAGUUCAGGUUAGCAGACCAAAUUGCUGCCUGGAGUCAUGAUCCUUGCCAAGAUUAAGUUUUGAUCAUGUGUUCAUCUUCUAAACCUCACAUUUCAAUAUUUAGUGAAAGGAAAAAGACAAAAACAAAACAAAUUUAGUAUCAUGUAAAAGGAGCCUUGUGAUUUACUCAUUACCUACAACCACUGAUUCUGAAACAUUGGACCUGAAGUCUUCUUUUACAAAUUGCCUCUAUUCUGCCUCUGGGCUGUUUGGCCUUGAGACUAAAGUGUGUGUGUGUGUGUGUGUUUUGUAACGCUUAUUGAGUUUUGUUUUUUCUGUAUUAUGUCGUCUUGAGAGAAAUGCUUCUGUGCGGCCAUUCGAUUUUUACUUGUCUGUACAUACAUAACUGUGUGACUAAUGCUUUAAAGCAUGGCAACCUCUUUCAAAACAUGUUUUAACAUGAUAACAGGGAUUAUGGUGGUAAAACAGACUGGGGGGGGACAUUUCCAUCUAUAACCAGGUGUGUCAUGAUUUAAUUUAGCUUUACCCCGGUCUGUUUAACUUAGUAAAUUAAGCCAUAACAAGGAUCUGAAAAUGUCAGUCUGAUUUCAAACACAUUAUACGUCUGUAUUUGUACAGUGUGCAGAUGUAGCUGAUAGUAACGUGCUUAUUUUGCCGCUUUCUUUUUGUUUCAAUGUCCUCUUUUACAAUGUGUGUGUAUAUAUAUAUAUAUUGAUAAUGUAAGGAAAAUACUACAUAUAUUUUUCUUGUCUGAUUAAUUUUGACUGUUCAUAUUUUGUGAAUGAAGUACAUGCCUCUACACAAGUAAAGUGAAAUUAACAAUAAAUGUUUUUUUAAAC
This is a messenger RNA of Solea solea (common sole), 4181 nucleotides long. It is a transcript of the gene zdhhc20b, whose product is annotated as zinc finger DHHC-type palmitoyltransferase 20b. The record is from RefSeq and is a predicted model, not a curated record. Gene Ontology annotation, cellular component: endoplasmic reticulum; Golgi apparatus. Lineage: Eukaryota; Metazoa; Chordata; Actinopteri; Pleuronectiformes; Soleidae. The transcript is spliced from 14 exons. Gene Ontology annotation, biological process: synaptic vesicle maturation; protein targeting to membrane; peptidyl-L-cysteine S-palmitoylation. Bases 10 to 1137 code for a protein of 375 amino acids. Gene Ontology annotation, molecular function: protein-cysteine S-palmitoyltransferase activity.